Bursaphelenchus xylophilus (pine wood nematode) is the source of this 966-nucleotide messenger RNA. Lineage: Eukaryota; Metazoa; Nematoda; Chromadorea; Rhabditida; Aphelenchoididae. The record is from the annotation of a GenBank genome assembly.
AUGUCUGGAGGCGGGAAAGAUCGCAUUGCCGUCUUUCCAUCUCGAAUGUAAGUAAUGUAAAUAUUAUGAGGUAAAUGAUUUUAAAAAUUCAGGGCCCAGAGUUUAAUGAAGACCCGGUUGAAGGGAGCUCAGAAGGGCCACUCUCUGCUCAAAAAGAAAGCGGAUGCCUUGAAUAUGAGAUUCAGAGAGAUCCUUAAGAAGAUCGUUGAAGUAGGUACCUACUGCGUUGUAUUGAUUUUAUUUAUUUUUAGAAUAAGGUACUGAUGGGUGACGUUAUGAAAGAAGCAUCAUUUUCACUGGCAGAAGCUAAAUUCACUGCUGGCGAUUUUUCUCACACAGUUAUCCAGAACGUAUCACAAGCACAAUAUCGUGUUAGAAUGAAGAAGGAGAACGUUGUUGGUAUGUGUUUCUAUGUUUAAACAUUUUUAGAGGUCUUCUCUUCUUUACUCUGUUACUUCAGGUGUAUUUUUACCGGUGUUUGAAAGUUAUUCGGAUGGGCCAGACGCUUAUGAUCUUACCGGUUUGGGAAAGGGAGGUUCUAAUAUCACCAAGCUGAAAAAAAAUUACAGCAGAGCUGUGGAAUUGUUAGUGGAGUUGGCCACUCUUCAGACAUGCUUUAUCACUCUUGAUGAAGCUAUCAAAACGACUAACAGGAGAGUCAAUGCCAUUGAACAUGGUAUGUCAUAAACGAUUUGAUUUGAAACUCGAAUUUAGUAAUCAUUCCCAAGAUCGAAAAUACUUUGACAUAUAUUGUUACUGAGCUGGAUGAAAUGGAAAGAGAAGAGUUCUUUAGGUAUGUUUAUCUUAAGUUUUCAUAUAGCCGAAUUUAGAAUGAAAAAGAUUCAGGCCAAGAAGAAGAAGGACAGAGCUGAAGCCGAUGAUCGCGCUAUUAAAGCGCCAGAGGAUGGGAAAGCCCCAAAAAGUCUUUUGGACAACGACGAUGACUUACCAGUCUUGUUCACUUAA